This is a messenger RNA of Enterobius vermicularis (human pinworm), 729 nucleotides long. The record is from the annotation of a GenBank genome assembly. Lineage: Eukaryota; Metazoa; Nematoda; Chromadorea; Rhabditida; Oxyuridae.
AUGGCAUUCCUUGGCAUUCGGCUGUCAGAAAUAAAAAAUAUUUGCACUGUCUACCAUAUUGGCAAUAUAAUUUUUUCUUUAUCUUUCUUUGUUGCAAAAACUUUUCCACCGAUAUGUACUCGUCUUUUUGGAAUUGAAGAGGACUUAUGUGCACUUGAUCGGCGUGAACACGAGAUAAUGGUAUUCCUCGGUGUGGUCAUCAUUUGGAAAAACAGGAAAGCAGUGAACUGGUUGCAUUAUAUUGCUAAUGUAUUUUUUUAUUCUAAGUUGGCCAAUAUUUAUCUCUUUUUGAGGGCUGAUAUCCUUGUUGGUACGAUUUAUGGUAUAAUUUUACUCAUUCUUUAUCCUGAGCCGUUGUAUAAAGGACCUGAGGUCAUAACAUAUUUUAAAGGGACGGAUCUACACGAAGAAAUAGAAAGAAAUAAACGAAUUACAUGGAUAGUUCAGUUUUAUACGACGUGGUCUUCGGAGUGUAAACAUGUGAGCGCUGUGUUUUCAAAUUUAAGCGAAAGAUUUAAUCUACCUAACUUACGCUUUGCAAAACUGGAUAUUGGUAGAUACCCCAAAGAAGCAGAAACGUUUCGUAUUAAUAUUCAUCCAGCUAGCAGGCAGCUACCAACGAUCUCACUUUUCCAAGAGGGUAAAGAAGUUAUGAGGAGACCGAUUGUUCAAAACAAGCGUGUAGUCCCCUUCACUUUUACCGAAGUAACUUUUUUAGUUCAAUUUUAA